Messenger RNA from Insectozyma verbasci, 885 nucleotides. NCBI's taxonomy places the organism in Eukaryota, Fungi, Ascomycota, Pichiomycetes, Serinales, Debaryomycetaceae. The record is from the annotation of a GenBank genome assembly.
AUGAAUUCACAAUUACAACUCCUUGAAUUUCAAGAAUAUCUUAAAUCAUGUAAAAAGAUAAUAGCAUUAGUAGGUGCUGGUUUAUCAGUAUCGUCAGGAUUACCAACAUAUAGAGGUACAAGUUCAGCUGGUGCACCCCUCUGGAAAAAUUUCAAUAUGAUAGAUUUAGCCACUCCCGAUUCAUUUUAUAUUGACCCUGGUCUAGUAUGGCAAUUUUAUCAUUAUAGAAGAUAUAAAGCAUUAAACGCAAGUCCAAAUGACGGACAUUAUACAUUAUCUAAAUUAUCUAAACUUUCCAAUGUUAAUUUUCUCACAAUUACUCAAAAUGUAGAUGGAUUGAACUUAAGAAGCGGUCACAAGAAAUCUAAAUUGAUUGAAAUUCAUGGAAGUUUGUUCGGUACUAAAUGUACUAAUUUCACUUGUAAUUUUAAAGAAAAUGAGAAUUUUAAAAUGCCAAUGACUGAAGCAUUGGAUACACCUGAAGAUGAUGAUAGGGUGAGAGCAAUUGAUGAGAAAGACCUACCUCGUUGUCCCGUCUGUCAAGGUCUACUACGUCCCGAUGUUCUUUGGUUUGGUGAGAGUUUAUCAUUGAAUAAAAUGAAUAAAAUCGAUAAUUUUAUAGAAGCUAAGGAUGGUGUUGAUUUAAUUUUGGUCAUUGGGACUUCGGGCACUGUAUAUCCUGCUAUUUCUUAUGUUGAUAGAGUUGUUUUAAAAGGUGGAAAAGUUGCUAUUUUUAAUACUGAAAUUGAAGAUGAUAUAUUGAAUGGGAAAAGGAAAAAUUAUUGGGGGUUUAGGGGUGAUGCUGCUGAAACUUUACCUACUGUUUUAAAACCAUUAUUGGAAGAAAAUGGGGUUGUAAAAGAUGACAAGAAGGGAGCUAUAUGA